GUCCUGGAAAAUUUCUGGACUGUCUCCAUUAGGAAGUAUGUAGUAAGUUAAUAGUUAACAAUGCCAGAGGCACUGUUGCUAAGAUCCUUCCGUCGUUGGGUACCGCCUUUCUCAUGACUAUAUAAAACGCAGUGAAAACGGGGAAGUACGUGCUAGUUCAGGUUCAGUUCAAACAGAGGUUUUGCAUUGCUGCUCUGACCAUGGCGAAGAAACGUGUGGCUCUGAUCCUCUCCGGCUGUGGCGUCUACGAUGGCAGUGAGCUGCACGAGUCCUCGGCAGCGAUGGUCCAUCUCAGCCGCGCUGGUGUCGAGGUACAACUCUAUGCCCCUAAUGUGAAGCAGAUGCAUGUUGUAAAUCACUUGACCGGCCAACCAACCGAGGAGGUGCGGAAUGUGUUGGUAGAGAGCAGCCGGAUCGCCAGAGGUAGUAUCAAGGAUCUUGGCGAGCUCAGCAUUAAUGACACAGACGCGCUGAUCAUCCCAGGUGGUUUUGGGGUUGCUAAGAACCUGAGCAGCUGGGCAGUGAAAGGGAAGGAUUGCACUGUGGAGGCUUCGGUGGAAACCGCGAUAAAGAAAUUUCAUGCUACAAAGAAACCAAUUGGCCUGUGCUGCAUCUCUCCAGUGUUGGCAGCUAAACUCAUCCCCGGAUGUGAAUUAACUGUGGGGUAUGAUACAGAAUGUGAAAAGUGGCCCUAUGCAAAAACAGCCCAGGCAAUGGUAGAGCUAGGUUGCAAGCAUGUCAACAAGCAUGUCAAUGAAACACACAUCGAUAAGCAAAAUAAAUUGGUGACGACUAGUGCCUUCAUGUGCAAUGCUCCCAUCCAUGAGAUUUUUGAUGGAAUUGGGGAAAUGGUGAAAGAAGUCUUGAAGCUUGCAUAAAUAUUUAUUAAAUUGAUGUAAUUAAAAGUGCACCUCAUGGAAUUUUCAAGGAGCAGAAAACUAUUCAAUUUACUUAAUUUACUAGAAUGUGGAUUUGCUGAUACAUCUAUUCAACAUGACUUACUUUGAGGGAGUAUUUAAAUUCUUAUACCAAUAUUUAAAAAAAAAGUUAUAAUAUAGAUUAAAAGAAUUUUAUGAAA
Messenger RNA from Carcharodon carcharias (great white shark), 1078 nucleotides. RefSeq lists its product as uncharacterized. The transcript has 4 exons. Lineage: Eukaryota; Metazoa; Chordata; Chondrichthyes; Lamniformes; Lamnidae. The coding region runs from base 201 to 878 and encodes 225 amino acids. The record is from RefSeq and is a predicted model, not a curated record.